Messenger RNA from Nothobranchius furzeri (turquoise killifish), 4024 nucleotides. RefSeq names its product melanotransferrin (gene meltf). The record is from RefSeq and is a predicted model, not a curated record. Gene Ontology annotation, cellular component: early endosome; plasma membrane; recycling endosome. Lineage: Eukaryota; Metazoa; Chordata; Actinopteri; Cyprinodontiformes; Nothobranchiidae. Gene Ontology annotation, biological process: iron ion transport.
CACGUUACAAACGCUGCACCGAGCCUCGUGAACUCCGAGACCCAGAUGUUACAGGUGAUUUAGUUGUUAAUUAAUUUUUAAAAGCUUCACGCGAGGACUUUAACCUUGACGAUAGGAGACAGACUUUGACACAGCAGUCAUAUAAGUUGAAGAGAAAGGGACUGGAGGUUUACAGUGAGGGAGCUCGGCUGAGACCAUGGCCACGUGGAGGACUGCCGGAGCUCUACUGCUAAUUCUACAGACUGCAUUUUGCCAAAGCACCAUCAGAUGGUGCACCAUCUCAGACCCUGAGCAGAAGAAAUGUCAGGCCAUGUCGCAGGCUUUCUCAGCGGUCUCCAUCCGUCCGUCCCUCAGCUGCGUCCAUGGGCCAACGAUCGAAGGCUGCAUUCAGAAGCUGAAGACUAAAGACGUUGAUGCUCUGUCCAUGUUUGCCACUGAAAUCUAUGCUGCCACAAAGACCACCAACUUCAAGAUGGUUGCAAGUGAAUCAAAAGCUGGAGAUAUUAGCUCCUACUAUGCAGUUGCCGUAGUGAAGGCAGCAAACUCCGGCAUCAACAUCCACAACCUGGAAGGAAAGAAGAGCUGCCACACUGGGAAAGGCCGGACCGCUGGCUGGAAUAUGCCUCUGGGAUACUUAAUAGACCAGGGCUACAUGUCGGUGAUGGGCUGCAACAUUCCACAAGGUGUUGCUAACUUUUUCAACGCGAGCUGUAUCCCUGGAGCCAACCAGGCUGGUGACCCCGUGUCUCUGUGUCAGCUCUGCAAAGGAGAUGAAAGCGGACAGCACAAAUGUGAGAUGAGUGACAAAGAGAAGUACUACAGCUACGAAGGAGCUUUUAGAUGUUUGGUUGAAGAUGCGGGACAGGUGGCUUUCAUUAAACACACUACAGUCCUGGACAACACCAAUGGUCAAGGCCCAGCAUGGGCACAGGCCCUGAAAUCAUCAGACUAUCAGCUGUUGUGUCGCGACGGCACCAGAGCUUCUGUCUCUGACUGGAAAAGGUGCCAUCUUGUUCGAAUCCCAUUUCGUGGCGUCGUAACUAACAGUGACAUCACUCCCUCUGUGGUGUUCAACAUGUUGAAGGAAGGUCUGCAAAAGUCCGGCUUCAAGAUGUUCUCGUCAGCGGAUUACGGAGGGGGAACUGUCCUUUUUUCCGAAUCAACCACCAUGUUUGAAGGCGUUGAGUCCGACGACCCAAAGAAGUGGAUGGGUAGCAACUAUUACAACGUCAUGAGAGCCAUGGACUGUAAACCUGCAGAGAUGCCCAGUGUCUUGAGAUGGUGUGUGCUGUCCAGUGGGGAGCAGCAGAAAUGUGCUGACAUGAGUGUAGCCUUCCAAACUCAGAACCUUACUCCCACCAUUCGAUGUGUCCACGGGGACUCCUUGACCGACUGCAUGGAAAGAAUCAAAAACAACGAGGCAGAUGCCAUAAAUCUGGAUGGAGGUUACAUCUACAAAGCAGGCAAGGACUACGGUUUGGUUCCUGCUGCUGCUGAGAGCUACACAGAUGAACGUGAAGGUUCCAUGUACUAUGCUGUCUCAGUGGUGAGAAAGAGCAGCGUUGACAUCCGUAACCUUGAUGACCUGCGUGGCCGUCGCUCCUGUCACACCGGAUAUGGUCGCACGGCCGGAUGGAACGUUCCCGUAUCAGCGCUGAUGGAGAGAGGACUGAUCCAGAGUGAAGGCUGUGAGAUUCCACAAGCGGUGGGAGAGUUCUUCAAAGAGAGUUGUGUACCUGGUGCCAAUCAACCUGGUUUCCCCGGCAACCUGUGUGACCUGUGUGUGGGAGACGGCUCAGGACAGAACAAGUGUGAAAAAGAAAAAGACCUGUAUGAUGGAUACGACGGUGCCUUCAGAUGUCUGGCAAGUGGAGACGGAGAUGUGGCUUUUGUCAAGCAUUCCACAGUCUUCCAAAACACAGAUGGUCAUUCGUCCGAAUCCUGGGCUGUAGAUCUCCUGUCUAAAGAUUUCCAGCUGCUUUGCUCUCAGGGAACUAAAGCCGAAGUCUCACAAUACAAACACUGUAACCUGGCCAGAGUACCGUCCCAUGCUGUGAUGGUUCGACCAGAUACCAACAUUCACGCCAUCUACGGACUCCUGGAUUAUGCACAGACGUAUUUUGGGAGCGACACAGGUCCCGGUUUCAAGAUGUUUGACUCUCAGGCCUACAAGGGUAAAGAUCUCAUCUUCAAAGAUUCCACUGUUCGAAUCGUGGGCGUCGGUGAAAGGAAGACCUACCAGGAGUGGCUGGGCCAGGGCUACCUGGACUCACUGGUCGACAUGGAAUGCAACUCGUCGAGCGCAGUCGUCUCAUCUGUGUGGAUGCUGCUGCUGACGGCACUGCUCAGCAUUAUGAUGACCAACAGGAUGUGACCUGAAAGUUCACAAACUUUUCUGCACCUCUUCGUUCUUUAAUUCAUGUUUCCCUUCAGUUCUUCGUAUUUUUCCUUGUACCUGAUUAAAUAACCUACAAUUUGAGAAGAUAACAAGAAGAAGCUGACUUUUGAUUCAUUUAAAGGUGUGGAACACUCGUUUAAUCCAUACAUUUGCAGUAGUGGUGGAGUUGCCAAUGCUAAUGGUUAGCUUCUGCUAGUCGAUUUGUUCUCUGCUGGAGAAGUAUAAAUUAGGCUUUACACAUUUCAUUUUUUCUCUGCAAAGCUUGUUUCACACAAAAAAGUGGAUGUUAACUCAACACGAGCCACCGAAAACGGUCAGGGGUGCCCAAUCCCGGUCCUGGAGGGUCAGUAUUCAGCAGGCUUAGUGGAUUCUCUGCUCCUACACACUUGCUUAACCCCGGCUUUCCACAGGAGCCGUCAGCAGCACGUUACUGCAGCAGCACGUCAUAGCUGCUGAUAGGAACCGCUGUGGUCAACAGAACCUUUUCCACGGGAGCCGUCAGCAGCUGUCAGCAGCGCGAGUCGGCCGCGUCUCUGGAGCAGCAUGUCGCGGCCUUUACGCGCCGGUUCUAUUUCCUACGCGCGACGCCUCUGAAACGGGUCAAGUUCGACAUUUUUGGGGAAGGAAAGACAGGAAAUCGGACGCGGAAAUGGAGAGAAGCACCUGAGAUUUUCAGAAUAAAGAACGUACUGCCUUCCGGUUGCUUUACUUUUAAAAAAGUUACUAAAUGUGCGUCCCCGUGAGAAGUUAUCACCUAGCUAGCGGUCUCCUUUGUUUUUCAGGUCCGUAUUGGCGAUUAUAAAACGGACAGAACAUAAAACACAAACCAUGUUGUAAUUUUCUCCUGCUUGUUGUUGUGUUUACUGACGAAGUCACUCGUGUGACUUCGUGCUCUGUCGGUGACAGCUGCUCCCCUGCUGCUUCGCGUCUCGUGGGAAGGGCCAAGCAGCAGUUUACGCGAGCAAGACGUGCUGCUGCAGUAACGUGCUGCUGACGGCUCCCGUGGAAACCCGGGGUAAGAGGUUGAAUCACCUGUUCAGCAGCUCAUCAAGCUCUGCAAAAGCCUGCUAAUCACCUGCUGAUUGAAAUCAGGUGUGUUGAAGCAGAGUUCAAACUCAAACGUGCUGACCGGCCUGACAGGACCACGACUGGGCAGCCCUGGUUUAUGUGAUGCACACCCAAACAGAAAUAUAUUUUAAGCUGCACAAAUUGGUUAAAAUUAAUUUGAAAUUCAACUCUUCUAAAUGAUUUGUGUGUCAACAGAUUACUCUGCUGCUAAUUACUCAGUGAAAAGUGCUAAUUUCUGUUUUCCACCCAAAACAGCUCACCCUAACAGCUCAGCAUGUUAUUCUUUCUGUAUUGUUUUCUGUUUUAAAGCGUUGAUUGGAUGUGUAUUUCCUUAUGCUGAGAGAUUUAUUUUUAUAUGAAGUUCAGAUACCAUAUCAGUGCAUAUGUCCUGAAUCAUGCGGUCAGACACCGUCUUCUCUUAGUUGUAUUUCUGUGUGAAAUGAAUAAGUGUGACUAAUAUUUAGUUGCCAGGCCAGUGUGUCUGCAUAAGUAUUACUGUAUUUAGUUACUAACUGUCAAUGCUUGUCUGAAUAAAAUAAACCUGCAUACAGCAAAAUA